Messenger RNA from Mytilus trossulus (common blue mussel), 548 nucleotides. RefSeq names its product fibropellin-3-like. Bases 75 to 431 code for a protein of 118 amino acids. The record is from RefSeq and is a predicted model, not a curated record. NCBI's taxonomy places the organism in Eukaryota, Metazoa, Mollusca, Bivalvia, Mytilida, Mytilidae. The transcript is spliced from 4 exons. Gene Ontology annotation, molecular function: Notch binding; calcium ion binding.
CCAUCUACAACCAAAGACCACAUGGUGGCGGAUCAUGCGUGUCUUCACUUUGCCAGAAUGGGUCGUGUGUACAAAUGGGUAAAGACUAUUUCUGUCUCUGCUCACCUGGAUAUGCGGGAAGACACUGCGAGAUCGACAAAGAUGACUGUGAAGAAGAGCCUUGUUCAUUUGGCCAUUGCAUUGACAUGGUGGAUAAAUAUCAUUGCGACUGUAAUAUAUUCUUCACUGGAUUAAACUGCACCAAAAUGAAAUGGUGGGGGAUAAUGUCAUUGUGUUUUGCUGCACUUGCUGGUCUGUUGAUAUUGUGUUGUUGUUUGUGUUGUAUCUCUUCUUGCACGAGUAAAAGAGAUGACGAGGACAGGAUCGAGAAACAAUUGGCUCCUAGAAUAGUGAAACCUCCUCCAUUUACAAAGAAAUCAAAAAGAGCAUGAACGAGCUAACUUGAAACAAGAUGACACAGUUUUUAUUUUCUGUCUAUCUAAAUGUAUAUAACUUUGUGUAUGCUUUUUUCAAUUAGUAAUACAAUAUGACGAAUGCAUUAACAUGCA